CCAUUGUUUGUUUAGACGUGUGUCGCGUGCCGUGAAGUGAAGUGCAUCCCAACUUCUGCCUUUACUGUCGCUUUCCAGAGUUUCCACUUUCAUUUUUCUUUUGUGCUCUUGACCAUCGUCCAAGAGAUUCUACUCGAGUGUUUCAAUUUCGGGCUGUGUUACGUUUGAUCCCUCGGUACUGAGCGUGGUAGUACAUUUUGGUCUCAUUUGAAGUUACCGAUUUUGGGGCUCUCUCCAGGCCUAACUUUCAUCUUACUUCGAGUGGUUCAAACUUAUCUUUACCCCAAAUAUAUUCCUCCUCUGUUUCAUCACGAUUAUGUUGUCCUAAUUCGGAAGCAACUUAUCGAGCUACAACCCUUUCCUUACGCUACGUUAAUGUGUUUUUCUAUAAGCCUAUCCUUGACUGUUUCGAAUCAUGAGAAUGAAAGUGCCUGUAAACACCGGACUAGUUCCUCGUCCACAUCCCUCUUCCAGCAGGAUAAAUAAGGUUGGAGAAACUAAAUCUGCUCCUAAGUCAAAGAAGUCGGCUGCAGAUAAGAAAAUUCCGUACAGAUAUAUUCAAAAAGUAGCUGUGUCACUGAAUUUACCUGGCAACUUGAAGAGAGAAGAUCUUGAACUUUUAAUCGAGAGGCAAAAGGACGGAGACGAAGAGUUCGUGAGGGAGUUUAAGAGGAGACUCUACGAAGAGAAGAGUGUGAAAAAAGCCCAAAGAAAGGUUGAGCAGGAGGACAAGUCGGGAGCCCCGCUGAACCUCACCAAGACGCAAGUUCAGAAGCUCCCGGAAUCUCGACCCCCAUGUUCACCUACCCCCGCCCCCGACUCCGCGACCCCCGCGCCCUCUCACACGCAAAGGUCCAGCGAACGCGACGAGGAGCUUCACAUGAAUAACCGUGCCUACGGCCUCGAGAUCCCUUCCGAGUACUAUCAAGACAGAUCAACCUCUUCAAGGAAUUCAUCCACUCCAUUCCCGCCAUGCCCUCACGGAAACUUCAGGAACUACGAUCUAUCAUUCUAUCAAUCGGAGUUCUAUCCCAACCCUCGAGAAUGGCAGUAUCAAAUGCCACCGCACUGUCCCAAUCUGUCCUCAAACGAAGCAAGCACCAGUUCAGGUCAACAGUCAUACACUCCCUCGAACUUGACGCAAAGCUCUUCUUAUUGCAGUGUAUCUGCCUAUCAAGGGUACUAUCCAUAUUCAAUGUGGCACUACCCACCAUUGUUCGACCCUUACAGUUCAGCAUUUUCGGACUAUCAUAGCACUACCAAUACAUUGAAUUAUGGCUCUGUCAGAACUUCACCUGUUGACCGCCUUCCUAGCUUUCAUGAACUGAAAUACAUGUCAAAACCACCAUCACCUUCUAAUGAUCCCAGCCAGAAUCUGACACAUUGGGAUGCGAAUGUGCCAAGUGAUAUUGCCUCGCAGACAACCUCUUGCGGUAGUGGCAGAUCGAUCUCCUCUUCGAUGGAAAACAAUUUUUCCUGGUCAACUAUUAAUCAAGAUGUGUUGAAUUAUUUAAGCCAAGAAGCAUCAUUUAAGUCUGCAUCCUCUCAGAGAACGAACAGUUAUUUAGGCUCUGAAGGAGGAAAUCUUUUCGAUCAAAGCCUUGAGUUUCAGAGUAGUAAUGAUACAGCAAAUCUGCGAAGGCUUGAUUUGUUUCCCUCUUAUCGUCAGACUAGCACACCUCAAACGGAUGGCAGUCCAGUUUGCAAUCCAAGCUUGCAGUCUCAUUUUAUGACAGCGUCCUCACAUCUGUACGACACAAACUUUUCAUCUUAUAGUGCGAAUACCACGGCAACAACAAUUAAUACAAACCCGUACUCACACACGGAACCAAAUGCUGGUCAAUUCUGUUACGGCUCCUGCUUUCCAGGCUAUCCAUGCUACCGUGCUCCUAAUCCUCCAUCAACCUACUCAUCACUCACAGAGAAUCACCGCACCCAUCUCGAAAAUGUGGGUAGGCAAGAUGCUGAAAACAAUUCAGAAGAUGAUCUAUUCCUUGAUGAAAGCAGUGGGGACAUAACGCUUCGUUUAUCACCAUCUGAUUCUGUGGAGACUAGUGAAUUCGAUUCGGACGGAACGCUUAUCAUCAAUGAAGAUACAUUAAUAGAGGACUCCAAUGAAACUCAGCCAGAUAGUUUCAAUCAUAUAGCAAACAAUCAAAAUGACGGGGCCUACCAUGCACUUGAAUCAACAGUUUUAACCCAAGAAAUGCCGCAUUUAGAUAGUCAAAUUGUUGAAAGCAUUUUCAACGAAACAAUUGCAGAUGGAAAAAUAUCAGAGGCUUAUGAGAAUCUAACAGCCGCCGAAAUAGAUGAAGUUUGCCGUCAGUCGUACUCGGCCAUAGACAGCUUUACCCAAGCAAGUGUGGUGGAAAAUGGGAGAUUACAUGAAGCCAAACAGAAUGAAAAUACACCUUCAACAGAAGAAAGUUCAUCCUCAAGUUUCAUAUCAGUUGGACAUGCAGAAAGCCCUCCACCCUAUGCUUGUCCGGUUUCUGGAUGCCAUACUGCGUGGGAUAGCGUACUUCCAAUUGAGGAUCAUAUACGUAAAUAUCAUGAAAAGGAUAUAAUAGAUGUUUCUCAGUUUAAAGUCAGACCGUACGAAUUAACCUUGUCAUCUGUGCUCCAAGAAGGCUCAAAAAACCUCAUCAUUGAGGCAGGGCAAAAGCUUUUUAUCGUCCGUGUAAUCAAGCAGGAAGCACGUAUCAUGGCAUUGUUACAGCAUAUACCCAAACCUAGUGACUCGAAUCCAAAUUCCCCUUCUCUAGAAGGCCAUAUCAAAGUAAUGAAAUCCAAUGAGGCCCCACAAUCCUGGAUUGGGAAAGUGAUGCCCUACUCUUCGCCUGUUGAUCCCUUACUGGCAUCGAAUCAAUGCCUUGCCGUGAACGUGGCAGAUUUGGACUCAGUCAUCGCGGUUUUUGCUGAUGUCCUACCUCCUCUUGAGAGUAACUCAAGAUCCUCCACACUAGAAGAAGGAAGAUACCUCCGUUCAAAUCUGAAACGGAAAACAAAUCGGCCUACUUGUAAUUCUUGCUCACAUCUGGAUCCAAAAAUUGCAAAAUAUGUUUAAUCUACUUAUUUUUAAGCAUUAGAAACUUCUAUUUCUCUGUCAACUGGAGGUGGAGGAACCUCAUGUUUUUGUUUUUGUUUUUUUUUUCUUAAAUUUUUUUUAGCACUAUUUAGAAAAAAUGUUUGUAGGGAUUCAAUUGAUUUCUCUAGCUCAGGUUUUUUUUUAAAUUUAUGUUCUAGUGCCGUUUUGAAAGAAAGUUUGUAGAGAUUCAAUUGAUUUCUCUAGCUUCGUGUUGCGUUCUAAUUCCUUUGUCUGAAUGCAAUGCAAUUUAAUGUGUUUAUUCAAAGGUUCCCUAUUUUUGUACAUUUAUCACGUAAAUUUACGUGUUUUUGUGAUAUUUGUUGUUUAGGAUUGUCGGUCUCAACCCUUUUUAAGUCUCUCUCCCCCUCUCCGUCCUUGACACAUUUUACUCAAGCUACAGAUUUAGGCAUUUGCUUUGCCUUAAAACAAGUAUAUGUAAUAGCAGCUUUGCCUUAAUGUAAUCAUUUACUUCCAAAUUUUCUGGAUAUUAUUUUCAAGAGCUGUAAAAUCUUGUUGGUGAAUGCAGUAGUGGCCCUGAAUUGAAUUUGGCACAACAUCCCUCUCUAGUCUGCUUUCUUUUCAAACUCUUAUGAACAUGGUUGAUGCCUAAGUCAGCGGGACCAUCUUAAAGGAUAGGAACACUACUAGUAUUCCAGAUUUGCCAUGUAGUUAGCAGUUUUUUGUUUUUUUUUUUUAUAAGAAAUUUUGCUCUAUGUAUUUUACUAUACUAAGUAUUUUUUCUUCUUGAGGAUUUGUAACUGCUCUCUGUUUUCCAAUUAUCUUUGUCCCCAUCAGUAAGAAUCGGUUGUCAACAGAUAAGAAAUGACUUAAAACCACGAAAAGAAAUCAAGAAUGUUGAUGUAUUUCAUGGGCGGUAGACAGUAGAAGUAUUCGCACCACAAGUUGAGAACCACUAUUUAAUGAUUGUAUUUAUUUAAGUAACUCGUACUAAGUUAUUGUAACACACUAAGAAGCUUUUUCUCUUUAGUUUGAUUUUAAAGCCUAAGAAUUCUCCUGCAAGGCAUUUACUGAAAUUUUGUAUUAGUCUUCUGGACAAGAUUAGAUUGGUAUUAAAUGGAAUUAUGUGAUUGGUCUACUCAGUCGUUUCUUGGUCACAUGCCCUCUUUAUUGGGUCGUAUAGUUGACAUGUUGUAAGCCGCUGAGAAGCUGCCUUUAGCUUGAGGCUUGUUAGGCCCGACAAAGAGAGCACAUGACCAAGAAACGGCAAACUGAACCAAUCAAAUGUGAUUCGUUUGGUCGUGAGGUCCACCGUAAAGUCAUGUUCCUAUCUCAUCCUUGUCCUGUCUUGUCCAAUUAACAAUUACAGAUUUGCAAAGAGUGGUCUGCAGAACUUUUUUAUUUAAUUUUUGUUUUAUCUUAACCAUUGAACUCAUGUUUUCAAAAUGUUUAUUCAAAGAUUGAAACCAAUGUCCUUUCAUUCCAAUUAUUAAUAAAUUACCGUCAAUAUUUAUUACAAAA
Bemisia tabaci is the source of this 4567-nucleotide messenger RNA. The record is from RefSeq and is a predicted model, not a curated record. NCBI's taxonomy places the organism in Eukaryota, Metazoa, Arthropoda, Insecta, Hemiptera, Aleyrodidae.